Molecule: messenger RNA, 3163 nt
Organism: Rhinichthys klamathensis goyatoka
Lineage: Eukaryota; Metazoa; Chordata; Actinopteri; Cypriniformes; Leuciscidae
Gene: dgcr8
Product: DGCR8 microprocessor complex subunit
Exons: 14
Coding region: 416-2767 (783 amino acids)
Biological process (GO): primary miRNA processing
Cellular component (GO): microprocessor complex
Molecular function (GO): double-stranded RNA binding; heme binding; identical protein binding
Source: RefSeq, a predicted model, not a curated record
UGAUGCCGCUCUGCAGUGAAGAUGGCGGAGAGAGGAGACGGCCGUCUGAAGCCCACAAACAUGGAAAGCCUUUGAGUGCAUGCGGUCUUCAGUAGAGCAUUUGUGUAGUUAGCACUGACAGAAGAUCUGGCUUCCCAUGAUGGACAGAGUUUAGAUGUGGUCAACUUUUAAGCUGAAUGCAUUGUGAUUUCCAAUAAUUGAGACAGUGAUUUCUAAAAAGCUGUCUACAUUAAUGAAAAGAACAAUGUAGUCAGCUUAGCAUAUUCAACCAUACACAUGAAUAUUAUUAAAUAGGUGUCUUGAGUUGUGUAAUGUGUUCAUGCAUGUGUUAGGGCUUUUUAGCUGAAUUAGACAGUUCCCUUCCCAAUUGCUUUCUCGUAUAAUUUUUAACGUAGCUCUUUUAAAGAAAUUUAACAUGGAUGUAAAUGAGAUUUUACCUCCCCUCCCAUUGGAGCCACCAGACGCAGUAUUUGCGGGGAAUGAUUACUGUAAAGCACCUCCACCACCUCCCCUGCAAACGUCCAGUGACGCAGAGGAAAUGGACGUUAGCUCUGGUGGUGAUGGACACCAACACACCCCAGCAGUGGACAGGGACGAACAGCUUCUCCUCAACAAGCGCACAUUGUCCGUUAGUAGCUGCCUGUCAGAUAAUUCUGAGCCCAUGGCCAAGUGCCCUAGAACCGCUCGCCACGCUCCCCCAGUUACCAAGUUCUUACCUGAUCUAAAACUCCUCAAAGAUGUCAAGAUCAGUGUCAGUUUCUCUGACAGCAGCAAGAGCAAAGACAGGAAGGUGUUGUAUACUGGUUUGGGGCAGGUUAGGAAUGAAGAUCAGAGCCUAGAGGGCCUGAAUGGCGAAUUGCAUGAUUCUUUAAAGCAGAGAAGUGUUCCGGGCAGCUCGAACAUGAGCGGCGGUUCCUUAGGUUUAGCUAGAAACCGCGAAGAGCUGGAGACAGAGCAGGAGAACAAGGUUGAGUUUGCCGUGCUGGACGACCUGGAAGAUUUCAGCGAGAACUUUCUGGAAGCAGAAGACGGAGAGCAGAGUGGUUUCAGGUCUCAGAUGAUAGCUCAGCAGGAGCAAGCGCAAGAAGAAGACCUGAAUUACUGCUAUGAGGAGGACUUUGACAAUGAUGUAGAUGCCCUGCUGGAGGAAGGCAUGCCCAUGCCCAAGAAGAGGCGUCUGGCUGAAGACAAGUUCGCUGGAGACAGUGAUCACCAUUCGGAUGGGGAGUCCGGAGUUCAGCCCAUGAUGACCAAAAUUAAGACCGUUCUUAAGAGUCGUGGGCGUCCGCCAACUGAGCCGUUACCCGAUGGGUGGAUCAUGACAUUCCAUAACUCUGGCAUUCCAGUCUACCUCCACCGGGAAACCAGAGUUGUGACCUGGUCCAGACCUUACUUCCUUGGAACAGGAAGCAUUAGAAAACAUGACCCACCAACCAGUAGCAUUCCCUGCUUGCACUACAAGAAAAUGAAGGAACAUGAAGAUAGGGAACAGAAUGGAGAGGUGACUCCGACAGCCGAGGUGUCUCCAGCGAAAUCUGGAGAGGAGGGCGUCUCAUCAGAGAGAGCUGAUGAGCCUGACUCCACUGCCACAGAAGAGCCGACUGACAGACCAACAUCAGAAGAUCCAGAUCCUGACAUUAUGGAACCAGGAGGAUCCUCCGAGGGGAAGGAGAGCCAAGCCUGUGAUACUGCACAGGGAGCGCUGGGCCAGGUCAGGGCCAAGGUGGAGAUUUGCAAAGAUGAGUCUAUUGAAAUUGAGGAGUUUAGAAGCUACCUAGAGAAGUGCUUUGAUUUUGAGCAAGUGACCGUGAAGAAGUUUCGCACAUGGGCCGAGCGCAGACAGUUCAACAGGGACAUGAAGAGGAAGCAGGCUGAGUCUGAGAGGCCCAUUCUACCGGCCAAUCAGAAACUUAUCACACUCUCCGUACAAGAUGCACCCACAAAGAAAGAGUUUGUAAUCAACCCCAAUGGGAAGUCAGAAGUGUGCAUUUUACACGAGUAUAUGCAAAGAGUACUCAAAGUGCGACCAGUUUACAACUUUUUUGAAUGUGAAAACCCAAGUGAACCCUUCGGAGCCUCAGUCAUUAUAGAUGGUGUUACUUAUGGCACAGGAACAGCAAGUAGUAAAAAACUUGCCAAGAAUAAAGCUGCUCGAGCAACACUGGAGAUCCUCAUUCCUGACUUUGUGAAGCAGACGUCUGAGGAGAAGCCCGCAGAGGGAGAUGAACUGGAGUAUUUUAAUCAUAUCAGUAUUGAAGAUUCAAGGGUGUACGAGCUGACAAACAAAGCAGGUUUACUCUCACCAUAUCAGAUCCUUCAUGAGUGCCUUAAGAGAAACCAUGGCAUGGGUGACACCAGCAUCAAGUUUGAGGUGAUUCCAGGAAAGAACCAGAAGAGUGAAUACGUCAUGACAUGUGGGAAGCACACUGUACGCGGCUGGUGUAAAAAUAAGAGGGUUGGAAAGCAGCUGGCGUCACAGAAGAUUCUCCAGAUGCUUCAUCCUCACGUGAAGAACUGGGGCUCACUGCUGCGCAUGUACGGCAGAGAAAGCAACAAGAUGGUAAAAAAGGAGAACUCCGAUAAGAGUGUGAUUGAGCUUCAGCAGUAUGCCAAAAAGAACAAGCCAAACCUCCACAUCCUCAACAAACUACGAGAGGAGAUGAUGAAACUGGCUCAAGAAAGGGAGGUGGCAAGAAAGAAGCCGAAGAUGACUAUAAUGGAGUCUGCUCAACCUGGCAGUGAACCUCUGUGUACUGUUGACGUCUAGCAAACCCUCAUCCAGCAACUUGUGAUAGCAGAUAGCACUGACCAAUGGUAAUAGUUCUAUAACAAAAGGUCAUCGCAGCAUUACUGACUUAUGCAUUACUUUGCUGUGCAAAAUGGCAAUACUAGUUACAUUUCUAUCUGAUUUUUGAGCUCUAUUCCCAGUCCAAUUAUUGCCCAUAAUGAAUGGGUUCAGUUAGAGUUGUAUACAUGCACAGGGAAGGUAGAAUGAGCAUUAAAUACCUCCAGAUGCACUUCUGCACCUGAAAAGUGCACAAAUAAUGAUGGCUGUUGACAAUGCCUAUAUGAAAAUCAUACAAAAUGUGUAUUAAGUAUUACAGAUGCUUUUAAGUUUGUGGCUUUUAGAUGUUAAUAAAAAUGUUGCUUUUCCCUUCUUAAA